Molecule: messenger RNA, 2325 nt
Organism: Pelobates fuscus (common spadefoot toad)
Lineage: Eukaryota; Metazoa; Chordata; Amphibia; Anura; Pelobatidae
Gene: EFHC1
Product: EF-hand domain containing 1
Exons: 12
Coding region: 366-1994 (542 amino acids)
Biological process (GO): cilium-dependent cell motility; mitotic spindle organization; mitotic cytokinesis
Cellular component (GO): axoneme; mitotic spindle
Molecular function (GO): alpha-tubulin binding
Source: RefSeq, a predicted model, not a curated record
AUCAGUAGCUGUAUGGAGAGACAAACACAGGGCCUGAGCUGCUGGGAGCCCUAGGACAGAGCCAGGACUCAGAACCGGGACAGAGCCAGGACUCAGAACCGGGACAGAGCCAGGACUCAGAACCGGGACAGGGCUAGGUCACAGAACCAGGACAGGGCUAGGUCACAGAACCGGGACAGGGCUAGCCUAGGAUACAGAACCAGUACAGGGCUAGGAUACAGAACCAGGACAGGGCUAGGGUUAGGAUACAGAACCAGGACAGGGCUAGACAGAGAGCUGUGAUAUGCCAAGCAGGGAGUGAGGGGGAUCAUUAACCUGCACACCAUACACAGUAUAUGAGGCAGAAGACAAGUUAGAAUUCAGACAUGGCCUCUCACCCAGUCCAUGGAUUGCCAUUCCUGCCUGGGAACACCUACAGGGACCCCACGAAAUCUGCUUUCCAUCGGUCCCAGACAUUAGCAUACAGAAAUGGAUACAGUCGUCCGUUGCUUCCAACUGUAGGCGUUGGACGGGAUCCUAUCACUGUGAACCAGUUAUCCCAGGCUGAGCUGGAUGAACUGGCCAACAAGAGACCUACUCUGACGUAUGGACAGGCUAAUCAGGCCCCACCUUCCACAUUUAUCCCAGCUCAUGUGGCUUUUGACAAAAAGGUGUUGAAAUUCGAUUCCUAUUUCCAAGAGAUUGUCCCUAUCUCUCAAGAUGAGCGCUACAGGGUGCGAAAGGUAUCUCUGUAUUACUAUCUAGAAGAUGACAGCAUAUCUGUGGUGGAACCUGUGUCGGAGAAUGCUUGUAUGCCUCAAGGCACGUUUAUCAGGCGUCAGAGACACCCUAAGAAUGACUUUGGAGAUCAUUAUCAUUGGAAAGACCUCAAUGUGGGCAUCAACAUUACUUUGUACGGAAGGACGUUUCGAAUUGCGAGCUGUGACAAAUUCACACAGGAUUUUCUGGAGAGCAACGGAAUUGAAUUAAAUCCACCAGAAGAAAUCCCUACUGAUCCCUACACAAUACUCCGCCAGCAGCCAAAUCGAACAUUCACCACCCCAACGGACUUUGACAAAUUGAAGCAAUUUCUCACCAUGGACCGGAAGGUUCUGCGCUUUUUUGCCCUGUGGGAUGACUCUAAGAGCAUGUUUGGCGAUACACGUCCAGUAAUUAUACACUAUUAUCUCGUGGACGACACUGUGGAAAUUCGAGAAGUGCACGAAAGAAAUGAUGGCAGAGACCAAUUUCCGGUGCUACUGAAGAGACAGCACUUACCAAAAUAUGUGAAAGACCUGAAAGAUACCUUUCCUCAGUCUGUGCUUGAAAUCUCAAAUCAGGAAGUUACCGAAUGGUAUUCACCCAAAGAUUUUGUAGUUGGGGACUAUAUUACUAUUCUUGGGCGCAAGUUUCUCCUACACGACUGUGAUGAAUUUACUAAAGAAUUCUAUCACCACAACCUCGGCAUCUCCAACUUCCAACCUGUUGAUGUCAAAAAGAAGCUUGAAGAAGAAAUUAUCCAGGAGUUCCCUCCAUACAAUGGGUUUGGAUUACUUGAGGACUCUAUUCAGAACUGCCUCUCUCUGGUUCCCAAGCCUCCCAAGAAAAACGUCAUUAAAAUGUUAGAAAACGACCAUAAAGUAUUGCGAUAUGCAGCUCAACUGGAAUCACCGAACCCCGAAGACAAAGGCCGUCACUUCAUCCUUUCCUACUACCUGUCUGAUGAUAUGAUCAGUAUUUUCGAGAAGCCAACUCGUAACUCUGGCAUUAUUGGAGGGAAAUUCUUGGAAAGGUCCAGAAUACCUAAAGAAGGCUCUUUGAUAGACAACCCCUCAUACUACAGUCCUGCAGAUUUUUACAUUGGAGCUGUUGUUGAAGUUUUCAGCCACAGAUUUAUCAUCAUGGAUGCUGACGAGUAUGUCUUAAACUAUCUGAAGGAACAUGCUGAUGCUUACCCGUCUGAUGUACUAGAUUCGCUGCAGAGACAUCUGCAUCCAUCUGAGGGAACGUUUUAAGCCUCACAGUACAUCAAGAAACCAACCAGGUCAACAUGAUGAUGAAAGGCUUUUAUGCUGGGACCAACUGUAGAGAAGAUUCUACAAUUAUUCUUGCCGUGGUUUUAAAAUAAAAAUUCCAAACCUCUGCAUUAACAGCCUUGUAAAAGUGUCUGUCUGGAAUGGGUGAAAAACAGCUUUUACAAUUUUUAUUGUACGUAUUGAUUUCUUUAAACAGUUAUUAACUCUUUUUCUGUCCACCAUUAUUUCAUUUUAUGGUUAGGCCAGUUUAAUGUGUUCUGUCCAGGAUUUAUAGAUAGUUUGUUUUGUACCUAAUAAAAAUGAAACUGAA